CAGUCAUAUUAUCACUAUUCCGGAUCAUACACUUUAUUACCACUAAAAAAACUAUGGUGCUGUUCGUGCUGUACGUCAAGGCGGAGCUGGAGAACGUGGAGACGCUGGCGGCGCCGCCUCUGCACCGCUGGUGCCUCGAUGUGAAGGAGCCGCGCGGCGACGAGAAGCGUGAGGCUGUGUUUGUGUCGGACGAGGAGGCUGUGGACGUUGCUGGCGGUCGAGGAGAAGUCCACUUCACUCUUAAGUGGCCGGGAGCCAACAAACCGUCACAGUUGACGGUGGUGCGCGACGUGAAGAAGCUCACGCGCGAGGUCACAGGCGCUGACUCAGGCGAGUUUGUGCCCUUUGUGGGCUUCGAAUGCCGCGGCCUGGAGCCCUACGCGUGGCACCCGGAGAGUGGCUACCGCGUCGUGUCGGCAGGACGUCAUGCCGCCUUUGAGGACGUUGAUUUAAGUGAGGAUUGGGCUGAUUAUGACGAGGAAGGAGAACAAUCCGUGGGAGUCUACAACGUCGAGUGGAAGUUCGAGGUGCACAAGUAGAAGAUUGAUAAAAAAAGUCAAUACAUCUACUAUGUUUUGAUUUUUUUUAUGGAUGGAGAGAUUCUUGGGAGCCGAGACGUACGAAUUCUUCCUUCUCGUCCAAGUCUUUCUGGAUCUCUUGAGCGAUGUCGUUAAGCAAAGUGUCAAAGUCCCAGGGCUCGUCUUCUUCCGCUACCUAGUGUGUAAGAUAAUUGUUAGCUGCGGGAUUCUUUAAAAUAAAAUAAAAUAAAAUAACAUUCGGGACGUACAGCGCGUUCAGGAC
Molecule: messenger RNA, 801 nt
Organism: Phytophthora nicotianae INRA-310
Lineage: Eukaryota; Oomycota; Peronosporomycetes; Peronosporales; Peronosporaceae
Exons: 1
Coding region: 54-539 (161 amino acids)
Molecular function (GO): zinc ion binding
Source: RefSeq, a predicted model, not a curated record